Musca vetustissima is the source of this 1842-nucleotide messenger RNA. It is a transcript of the gene spoon, whose product is annotated as A-kinase anchor protein 1, mitochondrial. The record is from RefSeq and is a predicted model, not a curated record. The coding region runs from base 19 to 1740 and encodes 573 amino acids. Gene Ontology annotation, molecular function: RNA binding. The transcript is spliced from 6 exons. Lineage: Eukaryota; Metazoa; Arthropoda; Insecta; Diptera; Muscidae.
CUUCAACAUUCAGCGAAAAUGGUAUCUGGUCGCCCACUUUUAUAUUUGUCACUGCCUGGUGUAGCAUUUAUUCUUGGCGUAUUCUGGUUUCGGCGUCGGAAUAAAAAUCGUCUAGAUAAUGAUACGAAAAAGAUAGGCAAUGAAGUCCACGAAGAUCUAAUCACAAAGACCACAACAGCAUGUAAUAAUAAUAGUAGUAGCAGUAAACCCACAUCCACACCCACAAAAUCAAUGAACAUAAACGGAACAAUACCAACAGAUGAUGAAAAUCCGGCAAAUCGAAUGUUUGGCAAAUCGGCACCCAUUAAAAUUGUACAAAACGGUCGUGGCCCAUCACCGGUGAAACAAACGGCGCAACAGCAAUUGGAUUCGGAAGUUUUAAAAACAAAAAUACAAGAUGCCGAACACAAGUUAUUGCGUUCCAUCGAAGAAGAUUUUGAAAAUCUUUCCUCGCCCGUUGAUCUCCCCGAUUCCAUAAAUAAUCGCACAUCAUUCUAUUCGCGUAAUGUUGAUAUUAAAAAGGACAAACCGGUUGUUAUAAUGGCCACGACUACACCCAAAAUAUCGCCAGAAAAUUCAUUUUUGGAAAGUAAAUAUACCAAAGAGUGCGCAGCCGAAGAUGAGAAUAACAAGGAUAACAAGGAAACAGAAUCACAAACUAAUGCCACCACCACCCCAACUGAUACCGAAUGCACCGUCGAUGACAAUUGUGGCACAACAAAUGUCACAGAUAAACGUAAUGUUGAUGCUGCCAGUCCUUCCCUCAGCUUAUGUAGUGUACAAUCCGGUGACUCGGGUAAAGGAUCAAGUUUACCCCGGUCCGAGGCGACACGUGCUAAAACUACAUAUGAAUUCUUUUUGCCAGAUAGUCUAGUCGGUUACCUGUAUGGUCGCCGUCACGCCUUUAUCAAUCAAAUCAAAUCGAAGACAAAUGCCACAGUAGUUUUACGCAAAAAAAUGUAUCCCGGGAAAUUGCGUGUGUGUGCCGUCGAAGGCACCGAUAGUGAAAUACAAGCUGCUUUGGCAAUGAUACGUCAACGUUUGCCGGCCAAGCGUUAUCCCAAAUUAACAAUGCAAAGAAUACAUUUUGCACUUCCACAAUCUGUAGUUCCUCUAUCAAAUGAAAGUCUGCUUAAUCUUCAGUUAAAUCUAAUUGAAGGUAUCAAUAAUGAUGUAGUUGUUAGUGCUAUUAUUUCGGGUGCCCAUAUAUUUGUACAACAGCCCCUACAUCCAACCCAUCCAUCAUUAGUUGUCUUACAAAAAUGCCUAUACGAUAGCUAUACAACUGGCGAGGCUCCCCUUUUGCCGGGCAUUGAAUUAAAUGCGGUGUGUGUAAUGUCUGUCAAUGGCAUUUGGUAUCGGGUACAAAUUGUCAAUGGUGACAUUGAUGAUCCAGAACGUUGUGUUGUUAAGUUUUUGGAUUUCGGUGGCUAUAUGAAUGUACAUUUAAGUGAAUUGCGACAAAUACGUUCAGAUUUUAUGACAGUACCAUUCCAAGCCACCGAAUGUAUACUGUCAAAUAUAGAGCCAAUAGACUCCUCCUGGACACCAGAAUCUGCUGAUAUUCUCUGUAGACUAACCAAAGGCAUUGUAUUGCAAGCACAAAUUGCUGGUUACAAUUCACACAAUAUACCAGAAAUCUUCUUGUUUGCAUGCUUAGGCCCCAAUAAUGUUAUAUUUAUCAAUAAGGAGCUUGUUGCCAGAAAUCUUGCAAAAUGGGUGGAUGACAUAAGAGACUGAUUAUAUACCGCUAAGGAAAAGCAUAUAGAAACAGAGGCUGCCGCCGAUAGCAACAAUAAUAACAUUGAAUUGGACGUUGUUGUCGCUUACAACAACAACAAG